Molecule: messenger RNA, 1716 nt
Organism: Aureobasidium pullulans EXF-150
Lineage: Eukaryota; Fungi; Ascomycota; Dothideomycetes; Dothideales; Saccotheciaceae
Product: MFS general substrate transporter
Exons: 7
Coding region: 1-1716 (571 amino acids)
Biological process (GO): transmembrane transport
Molecular function (GO): transmembrane transporter activity
Source: RefSeq, a predicted model, not a curated record
AUGGGACAAGAUCCUGAUCACAAGACUCCUGUCUCUUGGAGAGCCUGGGCCAUUGUAGCCAUUUGCGCAUUGGCAGCUUUCCAGAACACAUACUUCGGUAUCGCCCCUGCUGCCAAUCAAUAUGCCAUCUCUGGAGCUCUGCAGGGAACUGCAAGUGAGAGGAUUUGGAUCGUCCAGGCUGGAGCCGUCCCUGCCAUUGCGUUCGGUCCCAUCUUCGCCAUCAUCAGUGAUGUUUACGGAAGACGUAACAUGAUACUUUGCGCGUGGGUUCUCUUCGCUGUUGGCUCACUGGUCUCCAUGACCGCCACUAGCAUGACUGCUGUAAUUGCUGGUCAGGUCCUCUCUGGUGUCGCAUCUGGUAUCUCCGGUAUCAUGUUCGCUGUCGCUUCUGAGGUUAUUCCAGGAGCAUACCGUGCCUACGGUCAGACCAUUGUCAGUUGGGUCUCUGGCUUAUCCUCAUUGGUCGCUCUCCUUCCCAUCGGAGCUGCCACUACUGCUGACCCCGUCAAUGGCUGGAGAUGGGUGUUCCGCAUCAAGUUCAUGCUUGAAUGUCUCAUCGUUAUCGGCUUUGCAGCGCUCUAUUUCCCCCCUCCUCGUACUGCCGCUAGCAAGCAAUCUCUUGGACAAAAGCUCAAGGCUCUUGAUUGGAUUGGUUACAUUCUUCUUCUCGGAGCUCUUGUUCCAUUUUUGAUGGGCUUCGCAUGGAGUGGUGACUCAAACUAUGGCUGGGCUAGCAAGACUCAUACUGUUGUUCCUGUUGUAGUCGGCGGUGUCCUCUUCAUCGUUUGCUUGAUCUAUGAAUGGAAGGGCACAAAGACCGGCUUCCUCGACCAUCGCCUCUUCCAGAACGGACGCAACUUCCCCCUCUGCAUGAUCCUCAUCGCUGUUGAAGGUUCCCUUUUCUACCUUAUGAACAACAUCUACCCAUCUCAAGUCAACGGUAUCUGGGAGACGCCCGGCACCAUCAAGGCUAACGCAUACCUGCUGCCCUUCUUCAUGGUCAUCACUGUCGUCUCGCCUUUCCUGUCUGUCUACGUUACCAAGUACAGAGAUGUCAAGUGGCCCAUAUUUAUCGGAUUCAUCUCCUUCAGCGCAUCUGUUAUUGGACUCGCACUUUCAGGCACGAGCGGAAAGCUUGGUCUGGCCUUCAACGGUGUUGGAGGUCUCGGUUUCGCUCCUGUCCUGAUCUUGAUUAUGGUUUGGGUUCAGAACUCUACUCCUCCCCUCUUCAUCGGUACCGCAUCAGCUCUCACCAUCUCCUCUCGCACACUCGGUGGUACUGUCGGUCUCGGUAUUGCAAACGCCAUCUACGGAUCUCUUACAAACACUCAAAUUCCUGAGGCUAUUGUCGCCGCAGUCGCUCCCCUCGGUUUCAACCCUCAACACCUGGGUCAACUCAUCGGCUUCUACUUCUCCGGCCAAGGUCUUGACAAGAUUCCUGAUAUCAACGGACAAAUCCUCGGUGCCGGCCUCGAAGCUCUACACAAGACAGAAGCACACGCUUACAAGAUUGUAUGGCUGUCUUUCCUGCCCGGUUGCAUCAUCGCCGCUGGUAUUUGCCUCUUCAUGCGCAACUCCAGCGAGAGAAUGAACUGGGUUGUUGAUGCUCCCCUCGAGACCAAGCCUGAUGCACUUUCUGCCAAGGAACAGGCGUUUGAGCUUCAUCCUCCUACCUUGAAUGAUGAUAUCGAGAUCGAGCGGGUCGAGAGGAGAUAG